This is a messenger RNA of Lycium barbarum (goji berry), 1794 nucleotides long. Its product is annotated as chaperonin CPN60-like 1, mitochondrial. The transcript is spliced from 4 exons. The record is from RefSeq and is a predicted model, not a curated record. Bases 501 to 845 code for a protein of 114 amino acids. NCBI's taxonomy places the organism in Eukaryota, Viridiplantae, Streptophyta, Magnoliopsida, Solanales, Solanaceae.
GAUUAGCAACGAAAACUGCGUUUCGUUACUAAUAAUUAGCGCGAAUUUUUGGCGCCUUAAAUUUCACUACAGAUUUAGCAACAGAAGAGGCGCGACAAAUUUUAUUUUUAAUUAGCGACGGAUUCAGCAACGAAAUAUCCGUCGCUAGGCCUUUAAUUUUUCUACAAAAAAAAAUAUAUUUGCAGCAACGGAAUAUUUUGUCGCAAUAUUAAUUAUUAAAAGAAAUGAAUGUAUUAUUUAGCGACGGAAUAUAAAAUCCGUCGCUAUUCCGUCGUUAAAUGUAAAAAAAAAAAAAGAUAUCUCCUAGCUAGGGUACACAUUAUUUCAUUUCCAAACACAGCAGCCAACACGGAUAGAGAGAUAGACUGUGCGAAAAUGCUAACAUAGAGAGAGAGAGAGCACAACAUAGAUCAAAAUAAUGUGAAUCUAGGGUUUCUAUUGUGUUUUUCUCUUCUUCUACUGCAACUUUUAUCUAAAGGAAAGCAUUUCUCAUUAGCAAAAUGUAUCGUUUUGUAGCAAAUCUUGCUUCCAAAGCCAGAGUGGCAAGAACCAACACCCAACAAAUUGGUGGAAGGUUAAAUUGGAGUAGAAGUUAUGCUGCAAAGGAUAUUAGAUUUGGUGUUGAAGCUCGAGCUGCAAUGCUUCAAGGUAUUGAAGAACUUGCUGAUGCUGUUAAAGUCACUAUGGGUCCAAAGGUGAAUUUUUUAUCAACCCCAUUAGUCAAUACACUCUGUUUGUUACAUAGAUUGUUUAUAUAUUUAUAUGUAAACAAUUCAACCCCAUUAGUGAAUACACACUGUUUGUUACAUAGAUUGUUCAUAUAUUUAUAUGUAAACAAUGUUUAGUAUAAAAUAUUGUGACUUAUAGUACUUGAAAUGUUACUGCAUCUUUAGAAGCUGAAAUAAGUGUCAGGUUGCUGAUUGUUUUUUAGGCAAGCAACUGCUAUAGUGGAGACAUAUUUUGUGCCUUACUUUGCUAUUUGAUGAACUGCUACUACAUUUGAAUGAGUUUUGUAUCUGCACUUUGAGAGUUGUUUACUGUGUUUGAAUGAUUGCAUUUACAACAAACAUAUGUGGUCUUUGAGAUAGAAACUCCUAUACUUGAUUGGUGCCUACUUUUGCCAAACAAGAAUUGAUGCUACAUUGCGAAAAUCCUAAAUAAAAAUUGCUGCACUUUUAGUCAUUUUGCUGUUGUAUGUUGGGGUAAAACUGUUGCUCUUAAUAUAUAGUUGUGCAUUUGAUAGAAGCUGUUACACUUGACAUGAUUGUUGUCUUUUAGAAGGCAAAGAAAUGACUGCAUUUUGUUAAAACACAGAAGAUGAUAUACUUUUUUUAAAUGACAUUUAUUGAGACUGCAAGAUCUGCGUAGUUCCUAGAUCUCCUUCCGUCAUUUUGUUAUUAAAAUGUUCAUGCUGUAUUGUGGAGAACUAGUACGAUUACUUGAGAUAAGACGAUUACUCAUGUCAAAAUUCAAUUAUUAUUGACAAAACGGUGAGAAUGAUUUCUGCUGAGUCUAUUUGGGGCGUUUCGGCAGUUCUUGCUCUUUUUGUAUUGUAGCUAUGUGUGCAGGCAUAGAUUGACAUCAUGCCAAGUUUAUGUUUCUGUGCUUUACUGAUUCUACUUGCGGAGUAUAAUAUGCCCUUUGCUAUUUGGUGAUUUGUAACACUAUGAAGUUGUAGUUGCAAGACUAUAGCAGCCAACCGAUAAUUAAUGAUUCUAGCACUUUCUUGUUGGAUAGGUGGUGUGGAGUAUUAUUUGCUCCCUUGGAAUAUGGAAACUGAAGCUUCUUUUGGUA